Molecule: messenger RNA, 2318 nt
Organism: Coregonus clupeaformis (lake whitefish)
Lineage: Eukaryota; Metazoa; Chordata; Actinopteri; Salmoniformes; Salmonidae
Product: SH3 domain-binding protein 2
Exons: 13
Coding region: 45-1673 (542 amino acids)
Biological process (GO): signal transduction
Molecular function (GO): SH3 domain binding
Source: RefSeq, a predicted model, not a curated record
UUAAGAAAAGAGAGCGGUCUUCUUCUGCAGGUCUCAAUGGAAACAUGGCUUCAGCAGAGAUCUCCUGGCCCAUCCCGAUGAGGGCCAUCGGGGCCCAGAACCUGCUCACCAUGCCAGGAGGAGUGUGCCACUCUGGGUACCUGCACAAGAAGGGAAGGAGCCAAUUCAGCCUUAUGAAGUGGCCCCUUCGCUACAUAAUCAUCCACAGGGGAUGUGUGUAUUACUUCAAGAGCAGUACCAGUCCCACACCGCAAGGAGCUUUCUCUCUCAAUGGCUACAACAGGGUGAUGAGGGCAGUAGAAGAGACCACCUCCAGUAACGUGUUUCCCUUCAAAAUCGUCCACUUCAGUAAGAAGCACCGGACCUAUUGCUUCUCAGCAGCCAAUGAGGAUGAGAGAAGGAAAUGGAUGCGAAACCUGCGAAAAGAAAUCGAUCACUAUAAUGACAGAAGGGAUUCACAUAUUCCAAAUGACUCUGAAUGUGAUGCGGACAGUUUCUAUGGCCCGAUCGAGUGCCCCAUGGACAUAACCCAUGCCCAUGAUGACCCAGGAGGCAAUUACAUGUUAGAGGAUGAAGAAGAUGAUGAUGAUGAAGAUGACUAUGAAAAACCAGAUAGCCCACCAACUUCUACAGGAAGACCAACUGUCUCACCACCAUCAUAUCCACCUCCUCCACUCCCAUGCCAGUUUAGACAAGAAUCAAUGUCAGGAUUCUGCAAAGGUCUCCCCGAACCUGCCCCCAACAGGAUCCCCAUCAGUCCCCUUCCAAAGAAAAUGCCCCCGCUCUUACCUCGACCCAAGCUGGGUGAGAUCGGCCACAACCACCAUGGACACAAGGACAUCCCAAACUGGGAGAGCUCAGAGAGGAGUGUGAGGGGCCCUAAGAGCCCUGCCCCUCCUCCCCUUCCCAUGGCCAGCCUAAAGAAGCAGAUGAUGAUGGGGAAGAUGUCCAUCUCCACCAUACCUGGGGGGGACCACAGAGCCAUGAAGCCCCCUGUUCCAGUGUCCCUCAAGUCUCCCGCCACCCUGCCCAUCUGCAUCGACCUGGACAGGCAGAUGGGGCUGAAUCCUAGUCCACGUGGUUGCCAUGGCAACACACCCAGUCACAUCCCAAGCGUGCCAAACUACUGCCAUAGUACUAGGCCAGCACCAGAUCUCCCACCACAGGCCUUGCCAGCACUGAACCACACGCCUGGACCGUACAAACCACCAAGACGGUCAGCACAAUCAUCUCCAGAUGGACAAAUCUUCCAAACCUCAGUGGACGAGGUGCCUACCUCUUUAAGAAACAACAGGGAUCCAUCCAAGGACAUCAACGAUGACUCUGAUGAAGACUAUGAGAGUGUUCAAUUACCAGAUUCUGUGUUUGUGGACAUAACAGAAACAAGCAGUGUUGAAAAGUUAUUUAUGGAAUGCUCCAGAACACCGCAGGAUGGUCUCUACUGCUUCAGGAACUCAGGAACAAAGACAUCAAAGGUGCUGGUGGUGUGGGAUGUGAAUCUGUGCAAGGCCAGAAACUACAGGCUCUUUGAGGAGGACUCCCAGUUGUUCCUGGAGUCAGAGCUGACAUUUGCCACCCUGUCAGCCCUAGUGGAGCACUACCAUAGCCACCCUCUACCCAAUCACGACUCUCUGUGUCUGCAGCAGCCAUAUGGUUGCAUCAUGCCAAGAUGACCCCGUCCUGACUCUGCCUGAGGCCAUUUCUCAUCCGCUCAUACGGACACUCUCCAUUUGGCCGUCUAUUAUGGUUCUGCCACAAUCAUGAACUACAGUCAAAACCUACUGUUCUAUUAUGUGAGGACUACUGCAGGACUAGUACUGUAAAGGUCUGUCAUUAUACUGCAUAGCAGCAGUUGAACUGCUGUGGUGUUGUUCAGAAUACAAGCAAAUGUGAAGAUUUGCUGGUUGACUGUACAUUAAUUUCAGAAUAUUAAGCACUGGUUUGCAUUAUGCAUUGAGGACCAAUUAUCUGUAAAUCACUUAUUUAUUCCAUAAAGUUGAUGAAAUAUAUUUUUCAGAAAAGAAAGUUAUAUUUCUAGAUGCUUACAUAAUGAUAGCUGUGAAAUAUGGUGCACAAAAUCAGUGCUAUCACACUUAGAAUUCAACUGUCCACAAGUUCUAUUGCACUGUACAGAAUUGUCUAUUUGUGAUAAUAUAUUAUUUCUGAUUAUAUUGAGUUAGUUUUUUUAUGUGUAACUGGAUAACAGCAGAGGACAGGUGAAGAUUCCAUUGGGUGGCGCUGUUUAAUGCCGUACCAUGUAACCAUGCCCCUACAUAGACCCUACUGUCGACUACAGUUAUAAAAAAUUAUGAAAAGAU